This is a messenger RNA of Phragmites australis (common reed), 1073 nucleotides long. RefSeq names its product proline-rich protein 4-like. The transcript is spliced from 2 exons. Lineage: Eukaryota; Viridiplantae; Streptophyta; Magnoliopsida; Poales; Poaceae. The record is from RefSeq and is a predicted model, not a curated record. Bases 78 to 863 code for a protein of 261 amino acids.
CCUCUCCUUGAUCUCCAUGCAUCCAGUGCUACCAAGUUGAGUCUAAACAGCAUCUUGUGAACACGCAAGAACCAGCAAUGGGGACUCUGCCUCGAGGCCUGCUUGUCGGCAUCUGUGCCGUCCUGUUAGCAGCGGUCUUCGCCGAUGCCGCGGGGGGUGAGGCGGCCUCCAUGGUCGUCGGCUUGGCCAAGUGUGCCGACUGCACAAGGAAGAACAUGAAUGCUGAGGCUGUUUUCAAGGGCCUUCAAGUGGCUGUCAAAUGCAAGAACACUGACGGCAUGUUCGAGACCAAGGCCAUCGGCGAGGUUGACAAGUCCGGCACCUUCAGCGUCCCCCUUGCAGCCAACCUCCUCCGCGAGGACGGUGAGCUGAAGCAGGACUGCUUCGCGCAGCUUCACAGCGCGUCCAACCAGCCAUGCCCCGGACAGGAGCCGUCCUGGAUCGUCGGGCCAUCCAGCAAUGACAACAAGAAGACCUUCCUUGCAGUCGCCGGCAAAAUGCACUACUCGUCCAAAGAGUGCGCCUCGGCAUUCCUCUGCGACCCUUUCCACAAGAAGCACCUCUUCCACAAGAAGCCCAUCGUGAUCCCUCACAUCCACAAGAAGCCGGUGCCAGAGUACAAGCCGACGACACCAGUGCCGGUGUACCACCCAACGCACGUGCCGACCUACAAACCACCCACUCCGGAGUACUCGCACCCAUCGCCAACUCAGGUCUACCAUCCUCCUGCUGACCAGAAGACCCAGAACCCCGAGAUAGACACUGAGAAGUUCAAGAAACUGCUCCCCUUCAUCAAGAAGAAGCCCUUCUUCUUCCCCAAGUUCAAGAAGUUCCCUCCUGGCAAGGAGGAAAUCAAGGCUUAGAAAGAUUGGUGAGACACGAAGCAUAGUUGGUUGGUCUGAAUCUAUUGCUAUGUAAUGUUGCAUGGUUCCUUACCUCUUUUGGUCUUUUGAGUGUUUGUCAACUCUUACAGGCCUCCACCUUAUACAAAUAAAGCUUUUGUUCUAAGGAUAUUGGCCUGGAUGUAACAACCUUAAUUUACUGGAUACAUAUAUAAAGUUCCAGAUGUCCUA